GUCGGUUGCAAACUUUCUACUCGUUUUGAAAUUAUGUGCACAAUAAUCGAGAGAAACUUAGAAACUAUUCGGUCACCGAAGGAAGUUUCUACAAAAACCGUAAUCUGCAGAAUAUGUUUCGAUAACGAUACGAGUUCCGACAGUCUGAUCAAGCCAUGCUCUUGUAGCGGAACAGUCGCCUACGUUCACAAUGGAUGCUUGGAGCAAUGGGUCCGUACAACAUCAAACAUUCAAUGUACCAUAUGUCAGGAUAUGUUUGAGUUGAUUCCGGCAGGAUUGAAAGAUUGGAACAAAAUUACUCUGCCGAGACCACUUUCGGAACAGCUCGAAGACUAUAUGGAAUUCGGAUGUACUCUUGCGUGGGUGGUGUAUAUGCUGAGAUUCGCAUAUGUCGGACUUCGUUAUGGAAGCCGUUCGAUGAUCGAGAAUGUCGAUAUGGCUAUUGGAACAGGAAUGAUGCGCAGCUUUUGGUGGAUGACAUUUUGGUUCAAUUUUCUUUACUAUGGAGCAAUGUGCUUUGUUUUCUUCGAGAAAUGGCUUAUUGAUAAUACAAUUUUUAAGUUCAAGGAUAGAUCUGGAAGCCCGUCAAGCCAAAUUUCAAUUGCAAGUCGAUCUAGCAAGAGAGGAAUGAAAAUGCCAAUAAAUGCACAUUGAUAGAAAUAAAUCUUUCAAAAAU
Caenorhabditis elegans is the source of this 676-nucleotide messenger RNA. It is a transcript of the gene marc-2, whose product is annotated as RING-CH-type domain-containing protein. The transcript is spliced from 3 exons. The record is from RefSeq and is marked reviewed. The coding region runs from base 34 to 654 and encodes 206 amino acids. Gene Ontology annotation, molecular function: zinc ion binding. NCBI's taxonomy places the organism in Eukaryota, Metazoa, Nematoda, Chromadorea, Rhabditida, Rhabditidae. Gene Ontology annotation, cellular component: membrane.